AUGAGGGCACCAAAGAUUUCUUUGGCUGCCGCCUUGUCGGUAUUCCUGUUGCUUUCUUGCCUUCUUGGUAAUGUUGCUGGGCUUGCUCGGCGACAGCAUCCAGGUCGUUACCGUGUCGUGCGCGGCAACCACCUCUUUGAAGCUCGCCAGCUUGAUGGAGAGCCUGACAAUGAAUACGGCCCCCCUCCCCCUUACUACACUAGAGAACCCGUUGUUCCUGUUGACACCACCUCCCAUCCGUCUUCCAAGGAGGUCACUGCAACAGAUAUCGAGACUGGUUCAUCCAGAGUUACCAUGACCUCUGGAAACUAUACUUUUUCUCGCGGAAUUUCUUCACUUCCUUUAUCCUCUGUUGUGGAUACCAACACCGCUUUGCCAUCUGCUGCUUCGAGUGCAAAGGCUGGUAGCACAUCCAGCUCCGAGACCCCGACCGCUGUUGGUACCACAGCUCCGGCUUCAUCUCGUGUGACUGAAUCUUCUGGCGAUGAUAUCCUGACAACUGCGGAUGGUCAUUUGUCUGCCACAUGGAGCAAUGGUACUUCUUCUACCGGUACCCAUUCUUCUGCUACUGUUGAGAGUGGCACUAUCAUUGUGGAUGGCACUUCGUCCGAUGUUCAAACCAAGUCGCUCUCAGAGGUUGUUGCAUCAACAUCGUUGUCAGAAAACUCAGGAGUGACUACGUUGGCUAUGACUACAACAAAACUCCUCAACACUACUAUGACAGCCACAAACAUGGUGGAAUCUACCGAACUAGUGCCUUCAUCUACAACAUACCUCACGACGACAGCCACUGUCAUGGAAGAGAAUCCUUCGUUCUCCAGCCUGGCUUCUGGCUCAUUCAGAACAACCGCAUCUGAAAGCGCUGUCAGUGAAGUUUCAGUUUCCGAGUCCAUGCAAACGACAUCUCUUGUCGCUAGCGAGGUUCUCAAUGGAACCACCGUUGUUACUACAACAACUUAUCUGACAACGACGCUUGAUGCUGUCACUGCCUCCGACGGAUUGUCCAACUCACCUGAUGGCUCUUCUUCUGCUACCUCUGAUGGCAUGUCGGGUGCUGGGACUGGAGAGGUUUCUACGACAGUUGUUUCGAUUACUGUAGCCUCAUCUGGUAACUUCACAAACGCAAGGUCUUCCUUGACUACAUUGGUGCCGUCUACUACCAUCCUUUCUACUUUCUUUACUUCCACUUCUACGCUGAGUGGAAGUCUUAUGGAUUCUGAAUCGGAUGUUUCCGCAGUUCCCAUUCAAACUUCUUCAGACAAUCUUGUUGCAUCUAGUGCUCUGCCUACCAAUGCGACAUCGAAUGCAGUCGCAAGCUCGGUCACUAUUACAACAAACUCUGAGAACUCGGUCGUAACUAUCAUUCCCGGUGGUAUCCCUCCGACUGGCAACGCUACAGUGAUGGUCAGUAGCUCUGCCUCGACAGACUAUUCGACUUCUUCCCUUUCGCCUUUCAACACUUCAGCGACGCUUGAGUCGGCAUCAUCUUUCCAAGAGACAGGCUCGUUUCUUGACUGGUCCACUUCAACAAUAGUCGGGUCACAAACUUCUCACACUACUCUGGGUCUUCCCCCAGUCCCUUUCACGAGUUUUUCGUUUUCGAUUAUUACCACACCAAUGACUCCACCUGAUGUGAUGACUACCUCAACUCCGUCACCAUCCCAGAACGUAACCGUGAUCAUGUCUACGUGGACUUCAACCAUCACGACUAGUCUUGGACCAACAGAUUUCACAUCAUCUGCCGAACCAACAGCGGCUCAUAGCAGCAGUGGCUACAACUUCUCCAAGACCUUGGAAUCGGAGAUGAGUUCAGUUGGUUCUUGGUCUACAUCUGUCAACAACCUUUCAGAUAACAGCACUUCCAUCAUCACAAGGCAACCUACCAAUCUGCCAUUCCCGAUCAACACUACCAUCGAUUGGCAAUCAAUGGCAUCUUCAAUACCCUUGACUCAAUCCGCUGAGACCGUGGGCUCUUCGGGACGGCACACCACGUUGACUGCAGCUAGCUCAGGCUUCAAUAGCACCGCGCCGUAUGUGAACUCAACUUCGACCAUAGUUUCCACAUCGUACUCCACGUCUUUUGAUGCGAUUUCUUCCAAGAUGGCUUUCACUACUUACCCUUCAUGGAACACUACCAACACAGUUCAGGGACCUGUCAAUUCCACUCUUGGAGCAACCACCUUUCAUGCCACUACUGAAUCGAGUAUGAGUGCUGCCACUCCAAGCUUGAACGGAACGGCGUUCAUUACAUCCCCAUCCCCAACUUCAGAACAUACUGAGCUCGUCACGAUAUCUGGCAGUGUCUCGACUCAAACAUUCACAAACAUCCCAGUGUCGAUAAUAACUCUGACUUCUGCUAUCUUUUGGUCGAGCAGUGCUGCUACUAUGUCUUUGAAUAACACACCACCUUUUCCCUUUCCGUCAAACACGACAGUGGCAGGCACCGGUGUCCCACUUCCGACGACUGGCACGGGGGCUCAUCCUACCAUUGUCAGCACCCUAGGAAAUUUCUCAACACCUUACAGGACUUUGACUUCGACGAUCGAGCCGAAGUACCAUACAUCCAACACCACCCAAAAUGGUACCGCAUCGGGGCCCUCUACUGCCGUGGGCACAAAUACACCCCAUUUCCCCAGCACCAACUCGACUACUACGGCCGUUGUUACGUUCUCGUCUAUCCCUUCGUGGACUCCUGACCCUGAACCGUGGACAACAUGGUCGACUUGGAGCCUUUCAGGCAAGCCGAACCCUGUGACAACAAACGGUCUACCCAGAAUCACCUUUGGUAACCUGAGUAGCGAGGCUCCAGUGCCAACCACGUACACUCGUACUACGACGUUGUCUCUUACUACCACUCUAGCAGAGUCAACUGCUUCCCGGUCAUUUGAUGGCAACUUCAGUAGCAAGGUCUCAUAUUCAACUUCUUAUACUCGUACUACAACGCUAUUCCUCACUACUACUUUGGCAGAGCCAAGUACAUCCCAGCGUCGUUUCCAGAACUUGACAAGCACUUCUUCAUCAUCUGUCUCAUACACUAGUACCACAACUUUGUUUCUGACUACCACUCUGAGGAGAGGAAGUUCAUCUCGUGUAUCUGAUGCCGCAAUCACUUCGACGGCCUCACCAUGGUUGAAUACUACCUUGGCAUCUGCGCAUUCUUCAGAGACAACACCACCCUGGUCCGAGGUAUCGAGCACCUUUCUUACUACUGGUAGUGCAAAGGGGAUCUCAACCAGCGCUGAGAGCUCUGUCUCAACACCGUUCCCUAUGAUUAAAUCAACUCUCUCGCAGGCGACAUCUUCAACAGUUGGCACCCUUACCACCAGGUAUACCCCCGAUGGUUCAGCAGGUGUAACAACUCCCUGCGAAAUCUCAUCCACGACAUCAUCAACCUGCACGGAUUCACUGUAUUAUCCCACACAUGUGUUGUCAUCAUCAGUGGGUUCAGUCAGCACUGAUUGCUUGACCGCAACCAGCGGCACGGCUUCAUCAUGGUCAUACUCCCUAGUGUCCACGAUUUCGGAUCGCACCUCAACUACUUGCAAUACCACAAGCCCAAUGUCGAACUACAACACGGCGCACUGGUCGAACAUGACCAACACGUUCGGCGUGAAAGACGCAGAGACAAACACCCAUGGGUCGCCCACGACAUUCAAGACGGUCACUACCGUCCAGGCAGAGAUGUCGGGUUCGGUAUGGGACGACUACCCUACCCUAACAGACAAAGUCGCUCCGUCUGAUGUGUUGCCCUCAGACCUCAACUUCCCCUGGGGAGAUGACUCCCCGAUCCACCGUCACCAGAGCGUGUCUGACUUGGGCAUCGGUGUUGGCAAUGGGGAAGUGGGCAAGAGGGGCAAUUGGCGACUUCGAUGGGAGAACGUCAAGGACAGACUCAAGGGUUUGUGGGAUGGGCAGACUUCGGAGAGUGAAGAUUAG
Fusarium coffeatum is the source of this 3936-nucleotide messenger RNA. RefSeq lists its product as uncharacterized. The record is from RefSeq and is a predicted model, not a curated record. Lineage: Eukaryota; Fungi; Ascomycota; Sordariomycetes; Hypocreales; Nectriaceae. The transcript is spliced from 3 exons. The coding region runs from base 1 to 3936 and encodes 1311 amino acids.